Messenger RNA from Bombus pyrosoma, 5396 nucleotides. RefSeq lists its product as uncharacterized. Bases 4245 to 4859 code for a protein of 204 amino acids. NCBI's taxonomy places the organism in Eukaryota, Metazoa, Arthropoda, Insecta, Hymenoptera, Apidae. The record is from RefSeq and is a predicted model, not a curated record. The transcript has 4 exons.
CCGGAAAUAGAUUUCGACCGCCUAUUGACAAGGAAUAUUUCUAUUAAAAAAAAUCUUUCGUCGCUAAUCCUAACGAAGGGAUACAUUUAACAAUAUAAUUCAUAAAUUUAACAUAUUUCCGAAUACUAAUAAAACUAUCUAUAACUUCGAAUAGUAUAUUUUUAUUCCCUUCCUUACACAGUUGUUAAACCUUCCGACUUCUAUUGUCACGAUACGCUUUAGAGAAACUGUCACGAAAUAUCUUUCCGCUUGGAAACAUUUAAAGAACGCCUCGGUUUUUGACAAAAAAUAUGUAUUUAUAGAAAACUCUUAGGGAUUCGAAAUAAUGGAAGGAAAAGUUUUCAUGAUAAAGAACAAGAUUUAUAAAACAUAUAAUGAGAAAAUACAUAAAAAAUAUAAUGGUUCUGAGUAAAUUCUUAAAUUUAAAUGUGCACCUUGUAAAUAUCACUUGGUAAGGCAAUUUUUAAAAAACGUGCUCAUAAUAGUGCUUAUAAGAAAUUAUGCUACCUAUCUUAAUAAUAAUUUCAUGAACAAAUAACACUUAUUCUGGAAACCAGACUAUUUAUAUUGUACUAAACUCUGGAAACGUUAACAUAAAAGUGGUACGUAUAAGGUUCAGUUACGGAGAUCAAACACAGACUUUGCAUGUGGUAUCACUCAGUUCUAAUUUAAGUCUCAACCAGUCAAGUUCGUCUGGAUAUAAGUGAGCGUAAUAUUCGUGUUUCGUCACUUAACGAUAUUUCAUUCUCGCGAGUAGGAAGAACGAGGUGUAGACAACAAAUGAUAUGUACUGUGGCAAUGUGACUAAAAAAUCUGGUGUACCAGAAUGCUUUAAGGAAUUUAGGAAUGAGUUUAGUGUAAUGAACGGCCGGAGAAGAUCCGUGUGAAGAUGUAUCAUAGCUUGUGGUAAUAGUACGCUGAAAGAAUUCAGUAGAAAAUUGAACGUUUCGUGGAAAUAAAUUUUCUUAAAUAUUCAGAAAUUGAUAAAUAAAACAAUUUGCGGAGAAUAGAACGUUUAUUUGCAAUAAAAAGGAGCAAUAAAAAUCCAUUUAUCUGAGCAUAGGGGCAAAAUAAUUGGGACAACCAUCAAGAAGAGUUCGCUAAUUUCUUCCAUCAUGUAUCUAUAAUCUUUGCUCGAAUAACUCGUUCACGUGUGAGCAACUAAAUUCGAAUAAUUAGUAAUACUUCAAGAGAUGCAAAUUUUUCUCUAAAUAAACCGUUCAUUCGUUACAGUAAUAAUUGAGAGUUGUUCUGACAAUAAAAAAUCCGUAAGAAAUCAGUAAAUCGUACAUCAAGUAAAAUUUCAUUCUAAUUAACGAAAGACAAUACUGUUUGUUCUUCUAAAGCGUAAAACAUCGCGCUACUAAAUUUCGAAUAAAGAAAUUUUUAUCUCUAGAACUCACGAACAGAUUUAUCUAUUAAUAUUUCUAUAAAGACCACAAAAGAAGAUUUGUCUUUUUCAAGAUAUUCAACAAUCACGCUUUGUGCAUCUGCCCUUCUGCAUUAUUCGUACAGGAAUCCAUUUCAAUGGCGAAGAAAAAGAAAAGAGGAAUGCAAAGGACACAAGAUUACGCAUAUACGCUGAUUCCUGGAAAGUUAAUAACAUCGGGUUCCGUCAAAAAAAUCUGAAAGACCUCGUUAUUCAGCCCAAUAAAAUAGUCUAGCCUGCUCAAGCUUUGGCCGCCUACUUCGACGAGCCCACCCCGUCUAAUAUACGAUCGCCUUCGCAGAGACAAUAUGUUUAUUUUGUAAUCGAGUCGUGUCCCUCGUCGUGAAAUAAAUAUAUCGACAGAAAUAUUCGUGCUAUUUCUCACCCACUGUGUGGUGAACGGUGUCGAACACAGCAGCAUGUGUAGGACUCUGAUUCAUCCCGCGAAACACAAGAUGAGGAGGAAGAGGAAUCUCGUCGAUGGAAUGCGACCACCGCCAAGACCGAUCGCUCCCAAACCAGUGAGAAAUGGAAAUUUUGCGGGUAAAACGAGAAAUUUAAACAAACGACAAGUUUCUGACCAACCGAUUGGACGAUAUCUGUAUAUCAUAUCGAUAUACUUUAGAUUUUAGAUACUGUUCAGAUAAGACACGUCGUAACAGAGCAAUAAUAGGUAAAAGACGUGUCUGGAAAUAAUAAAAGUAAAUAGCUAUAAUAGUUCAAUUAAUCGUUAAGUGGACUGUUGGGCCAUCGUGGUUCUUAUAGGUCUAGUUAUUGGAAGAUUUGUGAGACGCUCUAUUGGUCUCAUUUAUGUUGGUAAUGUCGCGAAACAAAGUUGCUUUUAUUCAUCCACCGAUGUUGUAAAAAUAAAUAUUAGAUAGAACAAUUGUGUUAUUGUAGUCUCGAAGCCACCAACCUACACAUUUUUUGGUAAUAAUGAUAAUAAUAAACAAAUCCAACUCAAUCGGAACUUGAGAUAUAAAUUAGUAGAAGAAAGAUGGGAAUAUGUAAAUUAGUAUAGCGAUAGGUAAGGUCUUUAAACGUCAGACUAUAAACUUUUGGAAUAUUUUUGAAAUGGUUUUGUAUUGAUAAAACCAUCUAAAAUUCAAAGAUUCGAGAUUACGUAAUAAAACAAUGUACUACAAUGGUAUGAAUGGAAAGAAGCGACAGUGUCGUUGAUCCGUAUCAUUGCGUAUACCCUGAAUGUGAAAUAGGAAAAAGAUCGGUUCUCUACUCAACUCGUUUCUCUGCAAAAUUCCUUCCAUCUGAAACGAAGCAAGUGAUACAGCUUGCCUAAUUGGCUGACUUGCUUAUAUAGAAAUAAAUAUUAUACAACAUAACAUAGUUAAUACCAUAACAAAAAAGAUAAGUGUAAUCGAAAACGAAGUAAUAGAGUAAGGAAAGUCGAGCGAACGAGAAAGAUAAUGAUUACGGCGGCAGUUGAGAAAGACGCUAAGGAAGACGAAGAAGACGGGAGGAAGAUACGAAGAAAACAGAAGGAAAGGUGAAGAAACUGCGGGGGAGUUACAGAGAAGCGGUAGAAAAUUCAAGAAAAGAAACAAGCAUUCGUAAGAAAAAAAAAAAAGAAAGAAGAAACACGAAGAGGAUUUGUUAAAGAGAUGAGAAGGAGCGAAAAAACGAGAAGAACGAAAUAAACGAGAGAGAAGGUGACGAAGAGAAAGAGAGUGACGUACUAAGGAAAGAUAAGAGGACGGUAUAAUUAUGAAAUAAAUGAAACAAAUAGUGAAAGGUUGGUAGAAAAGAUAAGGAAAUAUGGCGAAAAUGAGGAUGAGAAGAAAUUUAUUAAACUCUUGUUAAAUCUUAAAAACUCGUUAAUACAUUCUAGCACGUGGAACAAUUCUUUACAACUUUACGCUUGCAAUUUUAUACUUUUUCAGCGGAUCUUUCAAUAUUCUCUUCCUUUUUCGAUAUUGAUCAAACAAAUCUAAAGUAAAAAGUACUGACUGACGCCAUCGAUACUGAAAAAGACGAACAGAGAAAGACUCGCUAAGAAACUAAACUAAGCUACCGAACUACCAAGAAAAGUGAAUGACGAAAGAAGCGAAAAGGACUCGGCAAAAAGAGCAAUGAAACGUAACGAUGACGAUGUCCACUAGGUAGAUGUAACGAGUACGAUGACGAUUAUGAUGACGAGUAAGAAGUCACGUCGCACACGAUCGGUUGUUUGUCGAACAAAACGAUUCCGAUUGGCUGUUUUAUGGUUAGGUGGAGGGGUUAAAGGGAAGAACGGUGCUGGUAGGGGUUGUUGAAUGAGUACCGGGACGAGCGAGGUCGCAACGCAUUCCGUCGUAGUCACCCCGACGGGUAACGGAUGUCCAAGUGGCUCCGUAUUCGCGCGCUAAACUCACGAGGAACUCGGUGAGAUUGAUACGAAGAGGUAACAACGAAUUUCCUCUAACGAGAAACCGAACGGACGACUGAACGAACAGACGGUCGAGCCCACGAAAUGUCUGGAAAACGUAAACAGCAUACCUGACUGUCGUCAAAUUCAAGGAUUUGUGACCGGCCUAAUAACGAUCACGACCGAUCCUCACGACGUUCGACCAUGAUGCGUUUCGUGAUACAGCAUUGUCACCCACGUUUCUAUUAAAUUUAUACACGAUGCCUACAUACGUUUUCCAUCGAAAAUUUAUCAAAGAUUUAUUUAGUUUUAUAAUACUUUUCAGAAUUCGCCAGUGGGAGCACACCAGCUGUAUCUAUAUUAACGAAUCGUUUCACGGAAGUGGAAACGUUGAACGAACACGAGAAAGAUAUCGAACGAGAAUAUACUUGAAGGAAUAAAGAUAGAAAAAUAAUGUUUACGACUACAGUCUUUGUCUUCACAUUGAACACACUAUGGAUGGUGUGUCAAGCAGUGCCACUGCUUGAUAUGAGGAACAGUUUGGAGCAAAAUGUAUUGGAUGCUGUGGUCUCCUCUGCAUGCUCUUCAAAUGGAGGUUGUUGGAAAUGGUUACCGAUGCAAGAAGUUCAGAAAGAUGUUCCUUUGACUCCAGAGGACCUCCCCAUAUCAAAAAUGGAUAUUCGUCGAGAAACUUCAAGCUUAGAUCCCAAUACGAUUAUAGAAACAUGGGGUGAUAGUUCCCCACCACUGAACAGAAAAGUUCACCAAUUGUCACUGGCUAACAAGCAAAUUGGAAAUAGAUUGUCGAAGAAAGAUAUGUCACGUAGUUGGGGUGCUGGCGGCAUGCCCUUUUCUAUUCUUUAUAUGAAUCCAUAUGGUCCUCGUGGAAAUUAUGCCAGUACUUCGCAACAACAAGAUCUGGGAAAAACUGAAAGUACAACGCCACCUAUAAUACAGCCUAAUACUCGCAUUGCUGUGCGUAAUGGAAGUUCCACGCAACCAAGAAGACAGUACUCGAUAAUACCGCAGCUUUUUAUAUCAUAUGGCUGGGGUCCGUUUGGCAAAUGAAAAGAAUCUCCUACUUAAGUGUGUAAAUGGAAUACUGAUCUCAUAAUUUUGGUAUAUGAAAUCAACUGUAUAGAUAUUUAGUUAUAUUUAAUUUUAAAGCGUCACAUUUUAGAUAAAUUACAAUCUAAAUAUCCUUUUUUUAAAAAAACAUCCGCAAAUAAUCAUAACUCCAAUUAUUCAUUAAUUAUUUGUACAUACUUUUUAAAUAUUUAUUGAAACGUUUUAUUUUAAUCUACCAAAAAAUUUCUUAAUUUUGUUAGCUGUGAAUAAUUAUUAUAUGAGAAAUCACGCGUUACUAUCCCUUUAAAUUUUCAUUAAAAUUUCACUAAAUAAUUCAGUAAAAGAUUCUACCUCAUUAUGUAUAAAAUUAUCAUUUAUUCUUUUCUCUUAUAUGAUUCAAAACCAUAAUAAAAUGAAUUUUUAAUUCCUAAGAAAAUUAAAACUUACUUCUUACGUAUAGCUUUGGUUAUAUCAAAAUCAGUUUUUUCCAAAUUUGAGAAUAUAAUCUAUAUUAAAUUAUAUAAUAAGAGGUUAUUU